This is a messenger RNA of Pipistrellus kuhlii (Kuhl's pipistrelle), 6665 nucleotides long. It is a transcript of the gene NWD1, whose product is annotated as NACHT and WD repeat domain containing 1. Gene Ontology annotation, molecular function: protein binding. Bases 523 to 5214 code for a protein of 1563 amino acids. The transcript is spliced from 19 exons. The record is from RefSeq and is a predicted model, not a curated record. Lineage: Eukaryota; Metazoa; Chordata; Mammalia; Chiroptera; Vespertilionidae.
CACAACAGUUAACUGCCAAUCCUGGCUAUGUGCCCGGCUAAGCCAGGGCCUGAGAACCACAUAAUUUCUCUCAUUCUCCCAGUUGCUGGGGGAAUUGGCAGCGACAGACCUGGGAAAUACCUAAGACAAAAAGUGACUGGGAUUGCCAGGGACUUGCCUUCCCAUCGGUGCUGAGCUCCAGAAAACUUUAUUUUCCAACCUCCUUCCCUAGAGGAUUGCAGAUUGGCCCUUCCGCCACCAGCAGCAGGAGGGAGAGGGAGCUGCAGCCCCCAGGGCACCCAGGAGGCAGUUGUGGCAGGUCCUCCCCAGGAAAGGCCAGCCCUGCUCCGGGGUCUGCGGUGGAAACGGGAGCUGAGGAGGAUGGGUAGCGGUGGGUGAGCCGGCUGGUGUGACCAUGACUCACGGAGCACCUACUAUGGUCCAGGAACGCCAGUCUUGGCAGACAAGGUCCUUCACUGGUGGAAGUCACAUUCGCGCAAGAGAGACGACCAGUAAACAAGCAAAGAAGCCCCAGGUGGGGAUAUGGACGCGGAGAGAGAAGCUCUGCAGACGACAGCAUACCCCGAAGUGCAGACCUUCUGCCAGAAGCACGGCCUGAUGUUUGAGGUGGUCGAUCUGCGAUGGGGAAUCCAGCACACGCAGGCCACGGACCACAUGACCACAGAGCUCUGCUUGGAGGAGCUCGAUCGGUGUCGGAAAACCUCCCUAGGCCCCGCUUUCGUUGCCCUCCUCGGUGACCAGUACGGCCCCUGUCUGGUCCCCACGCUGAUCGAGGAGGAGGAAUGGGAGGCCCUGAAGGCCCAGCUGACCGCCAGGCCGGGUGACCUGGAGCUGGUGGCUCAGCACUUCCGGCGGGACGAGAACGCUGUGCCCCCCAGCUACGUGCUGCAGGCCCCGGGCCCCGGGGACGCCCGUGGGCCGGAGGAGGCCACCCUGACCUCGGUGCUGCGCUGUGGAGCCCAGGAGGCCAGGAGGCUGGGCCUCAUCACCCAGGAGCAGUGGCAUCGCUACCAGCGGUCAGUAAUCGAGUGGGAGAUAGAGCGGGGCCUGCUGAGCCUGACAGAUGGGGAGCAGGGGGCCACCGUCUUCCUGAGGGAGAUCCAAGACCUGAACAGACACAUCCUGGAAGACUGUGCCCUGAAGAUGGUGGACCGGCUCGCCGACGGCUGCCUGGACACAGAUGCCCAGCACCUUCUCAGCAGCCUCAAGGGGCGCAUCGCCGACAGGCAGCCGGGUGUCCUCAGGGCCCACCGCCUGCCGUGGAGCCGCGACCUGGUGAACCCCAAAAACAAGGCUCACGCCCGGUACCUGCAGGAGCUGGGGGAGCAGUUCGUGGCCAGGGCCAACCACCAGGUGCUCGAGCGCCUCCGGGAGCUGGAGGUGGGCCGGCAGGACCUGGCCUGGCUCUACCAGGAGAUCCGCCACCACCUGGGGCUGAGCGCCGAGGCCACCGGGACCUUCUGCGGGCGCCAAGAGCUCCUGGCCCGGGUGGGCCGGCGGCUCCGGCAGAGCGACAGUCACCCCCACACGCCCCUGGUGCUCUUCGGCCCCCCGGGCAUCGGGAAGACGGCGCUGAUGUGCGAGCUGGCCGAGCAGGUGCCGGGGCUGCUGGGCUGCAAGACGGUGACUGUCCUGCGGCUCCUGGGGACUUCCCAGAUGAGCCGCGGCGCCCACGGCCUGCUGCGGAGCCUCUGCUUCCAGGUGUGCCUGGCGUACGGGCUGCCCCUGCCCCCCGCCCAGGUCCUGGAGGCCCACGCCAGGGUGGUCCAGUUCUUCCACACCCUCCUGCACACCGUCUCCCGCCGCAACUUCGAGUCCCUGGUGAUCCUGCUGGACUCGGUGGAGGACGUGGACUCCACCCGCCGCCGGAGGAGACUCCCCUGGCUGCCUCCCAGGUGCCCCCCCAGGGUCCACCUCAUCGUCUCGGCCUGCUCGGGGAAGCCGGGCGUCUUAGACGCCGUGCAGCGGACGGUCACGGACCGGGAGUCCUUCUGGGAGGUGGAGCCCCUCUCCAGCAUCCAAGGGCAAGAGAUGGUCCGGCUGCUGCUGGUGGCCUCCAGGAGGACCCUGAGCCCAGGGCAGCGGGAUCUGCUCUGGGCCAGCCUCCCGGAGUGCGGGCACCCCGGGCAGCUGAGGCUGGCCUUCGAGGAGGCCCGGAAGUGGGCGUCCUUCACCGUGCCCGCCCCGCUGGCCUCCACUGCCGAGGACAUGCUGCACGAGCUGUGCGCCCGCCUGGAGCAGACGCACGGGCAGCUGCUGGUGGCCCGCGCGCUGGGCUACCUCGUGUCUUCCCGGCACGGGCUCUCGGAGGCUGAGCUGAAGGACGUCCUGUCCUUGGAUGAUGAGGUCCUGCAGGCCGUGUACCAGGACUGGACCCCGCCCAGCAAGGAGCUGCUGCGUUUCCCACCGCUGCUGUGGGUGAGGCUUCGCCGGGACCUGGGGACCUGCCUGGCCCGGCGGCCUGCGGACGGCUUCACGCUCCUGGCCGUCGCCCACAGACAGCUGGCUGAGGUGAUCCGGGAACGCUACCUCUCGGGGCCUGAGAAAGCCACGAGGCACGGACUCUUGGCUGACUUCUUCUUGGGAGCCUGGAGCCAGGGCAUCAAGAAGCUCAUCACCCUGCCCCUGGUGGGGAAGCCCCUGAACCUGGACCGCAAGGUGGCCCCGCAGCCGUUGUGGUUCUCGGACACGGUUGCAAACCUGAGGAAGCUGAAGGAGUUGCCCUACCACCUGCUCCACUCGGGCCGCCUUGAGGAGCUGAAGCAGGAGGUGCUGGGCAGCAUGAGCUGGAUUUGCUGCCGAGGCGUCUCCGGGGGCAUGGAGAGCCUGCUGGAUGAUUUUGACCUGUGUGCCCCUCACCUGGACGGCCCCGAGGUGGGCCUGGUCCGAGAAGCCCUCCAGCUGUGCCGCCCGGCCGUGGAGCUCCGGGGCUUGGAGAGGAGCAUCCUAUACACAGAAAUCCUGGCCAGACUCCAUUUCUUCGCUACCUCGCAUCCGGCACUGGUGGGAGAGCUGUGCCAACAGGCCCAGCGCUGGUUCCGGGAGUGCCCACACCCUGUGCUGGUGCCUCUCGGAGGAUUCCUCCAGCCUCCAGGAGGACCCCUCCGGGCCACCCUCACUGGCUGUCACAAAGGCAUCACUGCUAUGGCGUGGAGCCUGGAAGAGAGGCUGCUGGUGGUUGGCACCCAGGAGGGCAUCGUGGCUGUGUGGGACAUGGAAGAGCAUCAGGUGGUCCACAUCCUCACUGGACACACAGGAGAGGUGAGGUGUGUGACAGUGUUUGCCAGAGGGACGCAGGCCAUCUCCGCCUCCAAGGACCGCAGCCUGCGCUUGUGGAACUUACUCUCUGGCCAGGAGAAGUUCACCAUUUGGGAUGGAGGCUCAAGAGAUCCUGCUGUACCUCAGAGCCUUCACGUGGACGAAGCAAAGAAGGUUGUGUAUUCAGCAUCUGGCUCCAAGGUCAACGCUUGGAAUCUGGAAACUGCGGAGCUGAUUUUCCACAUCCGGGGGGAUGCCUCCGACCCCUGGAUCUGCUCGGCAGCGCUGGCUUCCCAGGCCACGCUGCUGGCUGUGUCGGAAGGCAGUGUGGUCAGUCUGUGGAGCUCAGCCACAGGGAAAGAGCAGGGGAAGCAACACUUGUCCAGCAUCAAAGAAGAAACACCUACCUGUGGGGUCUCCGUGCAGAAACCAGGAUACAUGGUUGUUGGGUUCAGCAAGGGCUCCAUCUCUUUGGUUUCCCCUGAAGGAGACAGCCUGCUGGGGAAGCUUCCGGAAGCUGUGGGGUUCCUGGUCACCUCUGAAGAUGAGUCCCUUCUCGCUGCAGGCUUUGGAAGAUCCGUGCGGAUAUUCUUGGCCAACGCACAGGGGUUUCAGCGAUUCAUGGCCACUGACCUUGAACACGAGGACACAGUGGAGGCGGCUGCUUUUGAUCCUGAGAACAAUGUGAUUGUCACUGGGUCCCGGGACGCACUCAUUCAGGUGUGGAGUCUGUCAGAACAGGGGACCCUGCUGGACAUCCUGGAAGGUGUGGGGGCCCCCAUGAGCCUGCUGGCCCAGGGUGGGGCUCUGGUGGCAUCCGCUUCCCAGCAGUCCUCAUCCUUCAAAGUCUGGGAUCUCACUUACACUCGGAAGCCACGAACCCCUGCCCCAUUCCUGGACCGCACUGGCCUCACUGCUGUGUCACACAAUGGAAGCUACAUUUACUUCCCCAAAAUCGGGGACAAAAGCAAAGUCACCAUUUGGGAUUUGGCAGAAGGUGCAGAGCAAGACGCCCUGGACACCUCCAACGAGGUCAGGUGCCUGGAGGUGGCCGAGCAGGCCAAGCUGCUUUUCACGGGCCUGGUUUCCGGCAUCGUCCUCGUGUUCCCCCUGGACUCCCGCCAGGAUGUGAUGUGCAUCCCCCCUCCGGAGGCCCGGAAAGCUGUCAACUGCAUGGCCCUGAGCAAGGGCGAGGAGCGCCUGGCCAUCGCCUACGACAGCACCGUCCUGGUGUUGGACAUUAACCCUGGGGACCCCUGUCCGGUCGUCGACGGGCCAACCUACACCUUCUACACCCAGCUGCCCACGACCAUAGCCAGCGUGGCCGUGCUGGCCGACUGCCGCGUGAUGUACGGCAUGACCAACGGCGACCUCUUCCUCUACGCGUGUGCGCGCUCCCAAGUGUUCCCCCUGGAGGCCCACGGAAGCCGGGUCACCUGCGUGGAGGUCAGCCACCAGGAGCAGCUGGCGGUGAGCGGGUCCGAGGAGGCCCUGCUGUGUCUCUGGGACCUGGACGUGUGCAAGUGGAAGUUCGAGAUGAGCUGCACGAACUCUUACUGCCCAGGAGUCCAAUGUGCUUGCUUCUCCAAGGAUGACAAGUAUGUGUACGCGGGCUUGAGGGAUCGCUCCGUAAUUGUCUGGAGUGUGCUGGAUGGUACCCUACUGGCCAGCCAAUUUGUCCAUGCCAUAGUGAACAGAAUCAUCCCAACCUCCAAUGGCUUCAUUGCCCCCACCAGACAUGGCUAUCUCAUCCGUGAACGAUUCCAGUGCCCUUCAUCAAGAACCUCACAACAAGACCCUCUCAAGAACUUCAAGAAGGCAGUAUGGAUGGUCAAAUCAAGGCAGAGAGAAGAGUUGGCUGCUGCUGCAGGGGCACUGCAGGACUCAGGAUUAGGGGGUGCACAGAGAAAUGAAUGCAAAUCAAACAAACGCUCACAAGUCUGCCUGAUAGUGUAGAACUACCUGUGGGGGCAUGAGGCUCCAAUCUAGCUAAAGUGAAGAAAAUAAUAUAUUGACGUAUAGCUGGACACAAGGCCUCAUAUCAUGUGAUCCAGUCCUUGCUUCUCAAUACCUUUCCAUUCCUGUAUCCUUGUUGUGGGCUCUAUUUGCAGACCUGCCAUCCUUAGAUUAGCAACAUGGUAGCCAAUUCAAUAGAAAAGAGAACUUCCCUUCCCCUACAGUUUGAACUAAAAUCCUGGCCUUGAUUCUAUUGAUCUCAGUUGGCUCAUAUGCCCAUCCCGGAACCAAUCAAUUGUCUAAGAGAACGCAGCACUGUGAUAAACCGUACUGACCCACUGACCCAACUGCCCACUUGGGCUGUGCAUGGAAUCCAUACCAUCCAGCUAUGUGGACUGAGAAUGGAAGAAACUGGGGUACUGGUACCAGGCAAAGUGGGGAUGGAUGAAUGUGAGACUGAUCAACCUGCAGAUGUGGAUGGUCUGAGCCUUAUCACAGCCCAUACUUCAGGAAGGUCAUGAGUUUUUGCGUCCAUUUUACAGGUAAGGUAGCUGAGCCUCGCUGUGACUUGCUUAAAUUAAUAGCCCUGGGUGCAUGAGCUCUAAGAACCAGGAGCCUUUCUGUACCAUCCUUCUUGUCCCCUCUGGCUCCAAUUUUAGUCUCACAAGUACAACUAUCUAUUCCAUAGGGGCCAGAGAAAAAUCUUAAUGAUUAUCAUGCAUCUGGGUGAGGAGCUGAAAGUGGAGACAAUGGGUACAUGGAGGACACAUGCUCAGUCUAGGGUGGGCAUGGGCACCACUGUAUCUCAGAAUCUCCAUGACGAAAGCAGUCUGCUUUUGCCAGAGCUUUCUGUUGUGAGCCAAACCAGAAGUCUGGGCUUUUAGGCAAAAUAUCCCAAUUUUUAAAAAGUUGGUAAUUGCUUCAAAUUUACAUCUCCAGACACAUUCAGCCUCUGUUUCUCUAAUUCAUAAGCUGACUUCAUGACCCAAGCUGGCGUUAAAACAAUACACUCGUUAGAAUUCUUCCAUCUCUACUCUCUAACUCCCAAACUUUGAGGAUAAAAAUGCUUUUUUUAAAAAAAAAUCUUUAAAACCGGAGGCUCGUGGAAGCAGAUGGAAAAAGCUGCCAAUACCUCCCUGAUUUGCUUUUGGCCCAUCUCUGCCCUGUGCGAGUUCAACAGUCGAACUGUCUCCAUUCCACUCAAGCAGCUCUGGCUUCUGUGUCUGCAGUUUUUGGAAAGUCCCACUUGGUUCUGGGGCUUUUGUUGAAGAAUAGGAGAGUCCAAAUCUGUAGGGUGCUAUUCCUUCUUCCUUCUGCGAUAGGCAGAAUUUCACAAAAAAGUAAACUUAGAAAAACAGAAGCUUUAGAACUAGAUGUGACCUUACUGACAUCGUGUUUAGUUGUUUCCAAGGAGGGCUCUGGCAGUUCUGCAUAUAGCAUCGAAUUCCAUU